Messenger RNA from Drosophila pseudoobscura, 297 nucleotides. RefSeq lists its product as uncharacterized. The record is from RefSeq and is a predicted model, not a curated record. NCBI's taxonomy places the organism in Eukaryota, Metazoa, Arthropoda, Insecta, Diptera, Drosophilidae.
UUUGACUGCUUUCGUCUUGUCUCCGGUUCUUAUGGCCCUGUUUUGUAUGUUUGUGGAGCUGCGUUCUGCUACGCAUUCCGUUGGUAUUUUACCAUUAAUACUUGUCUACUUAACGGUAAAUUACAGACAUUAAACGCACGCACACACACACACAGUGACAGGGCGGAAGAGGGAUACGAGUGUUUAUCAGUACUGCUGCUGCUGCUGCUGCUCCUCAAAAGCUGGUUGGAGAUUUUCCGAAUCGGUCUGGGCUCUGGUCUGGCCCGGCCGAAGGCCGCGGAGUGUACGCCUAAUUGA